Magallana angulata is the source of this 1080-nucleotide messenger RNA. Its product is annotated as GATA zinc finger domain-containing protein 14-like. Lineage: Eukaryota; Metazoa; Mollusca; Bivalvia; Ostreida; Ostreidae. The record is from RefSeq and is a predicted model, not a curated record. The transcript is spliced from 3 exons. Bases 1 to 1080 code for a protein of 359 amino acids.
AUGGUGGUUGGAGACUCCGAGACUCAAGACUCGAGACUCAAAUCCUGCAUCCGUACUCUUUGGAUUAACAGAAACAACAAAGUCAACAGACUCACCAGUAACACCAGUAACAACAAAGUCAACAGACUCACCAGUAACACCAGUAACAACAAAGUCAACAGACUCACCAGUAACACCAGUAACAACAAAGUCAACAGACUCACCAGUAACACCAGUAACAACAAAGUCAACAGACUCACCAGUAACACCAGUUACAACAAAGUCAACAGGCUCACCAGUAACACCAGUAACAACCAAGUCAACAGACCCACCAGUAACACCAGUAACAACAAAGUCAACAGACCCACCAGUAACAACAAAGUCAACAGACUCACCAGUAACACCAGUAACAACAAAGUCAACAGACUCACCAGUAACACCAGUAACAACAAAGUCAACAGACUCACCAGUAACACCAGUAACAACCAAGUCAACAGACCCACCAGUAACACCAGUAACAACAAAGUCAACAGACUCACCAGUAACACCAGUAACAACAAAGUCAACAGACCCACCAGUAACACCAGUAACAACCAAGUCAACAGACCCACCAGUAACACCAGUAACAACCAAGUCAACAGACCCACCAGUAACACCAGUAACAACAAAGUCAACAGACCCACCAGUAACACCAGUAACAACCAAGUCAACAGACCCACCAGUAACACCAGUAACAACAAAGUCAACAGACCCACCAGUAACACCAGUAACAACCAAGUCAACAGACCCACCAGUAACACCAGUAACAACAAAGUCAACAGACCCACCAGUAACACCAGUAACACCAGUAACAACAAAGUCAACAGACCCACCAGUAACACCAGUAAAAACAAAGUCAACAGACCCACCAGUAACACCAGUAAAAACAAAGUCAACAGACCCACCAGUAACACCAGUAACAACAAAGUCAACAGACCCACCAGUAACAACAAAGCCAACAAACCCACCAGUUACAACAAAGCCAACAAACCCACCAGUUACAACAAAGCCAACGAACCCACCAGUAACAACAAAAUCAACGAACCCAUCAGCAGCCUGUAA